AUGUCAGACCAGGACGCCGCCACGCCUCGAGUCUUCCUCGUGCGGCAUGGAGAAACAGAAUGGUCAAAAACCGGCCAAUAUACCGGAAUUACGGACCUUCCACUCACACCAGAUGGUGUCAAGCAGGUUACCACCACGGCAGUUCGACUCGUCGGCGGCGGCAAGUUGAUUGACCCAGCUCGGAUUGCUCACAUCUGGGUAAGUCCUCGUACGAGGGCGCAACAAACAUUCCAGUACCUCUUCAACUCGGAGCCGCCUAGUUCAGAUAAAACGGACUUUGAUGCCGUGGCCGAUCGGGUUACGACCACUGAAGACAUCGCGGAGUGGGAUUACGGCGAGUACGAAGGGCUGAAAACUGGUGAAAUUAAGGAGAAGAGAAAGCAACAGGGCCUUGACCAGGACAAGCCGUGGAAUAUUUGGAAGGAUGGCUGCGAGGGCGGAGAAUCUAUGGAGAAAGUGACCGAACGGUUGGACAAACUAAUCACCCAGAUCAAGAAUCUUCAGCGGCCGUUUAUCAGUGGUCAAAAGCCAUGCGACGUCCUUAUCGUCGCCCACGGGCUCAUUCUUCGCGCAUUCGCAAAGAGGUGGAUGCAAUACGCCUUGGACUUUCCAUUGCCCAUGAUUAUGGCGCCAGGGGCGAUUUCAGUGCUUAGUUAUAAGAACGGUAAUAUUGAUGAACCGGGGUUCUAUCUAGGCAUGUCACUCCCGUUUGAGGAGUAG
Pochonia chlamydosporia 170 is the source of this 720-nucleotide messenger RNA. RefSeq names its product histidine phosphatase superfamily, clade-1. The record is from RefSeq and is a predicted model, not a curated record. The coding region runs from base 1 to 720 and encodes 239 amino acids. Gene Ontology annotation, biological process: ribose phosphate biosynthetic process. Lineage: Eukaryota; Fungi; Ascomycota; Sordariomycetes; Hypocreales; Clavicipitaceae. Gene Ontology annotation, molecular function: sedoheptulose-bisphosphatase activity. The transcript has 5 exons.